AAAGGAAAUUAUGUAACAGCAGUAGCAGCUGUAAUAUUUCUGUUAGUGUUAGUACAACUUGUGAUGUGAUGGCUACAUCAGUGGCAGCAACAGUAGUAGUUAAAUGUGCAGGCCAAGUAUCUCUUAGCCAAAUGUAUUAGUUCCUGGUUAGUUUUUGUUGCUGUUGUGGAAAGCCUGUCAACACUGGUCUGCUGCAGUUCUUUCUUUAGUACUGGCCAAAGCUGCCUGCAACUGCUGUUCUGUUUUCAACCUCUGGAGAGAGCCAACGUUCACGGUUGCACUGGUGAGACCAUGCACCAUAAACAGACUGAGUGGCUGCUCAAACACAGCACACACUUCUAGAACCCAAACGUUUUGUUUUUCCUGUAUGCAGUUGACUUUGAAAUCCGAUUUUUCAUGGUAAAGAGAUGAUCUUUUUUCCUGUUAAGAUGAGAUUAUGGUCUUCUUUUAGACUGAACUCAAGUCAUUUCUAUAUUAAAGAUGUGUUGUGAUAUUCAUCAUAUCAAAGGUGGGAUGAAAGGCAAGGGACAUAAUCACACAUGGUAACACUUAACUCUGGUAUGCACAUUUGGCAGAAUUAAUCUAAUUUGAACAACAAUUCCUAUCCAAAGAAUGAAAUUAGAUGCUUUGAUGAGUAGGUUCGGUGAUAAUUAGUAAUGAUUUUAUAAAUGCAUGAAAGGGGUCCUUUUGAUUGGAAACAUAGCUCCUUAAGGCAAAUGUAGCUUUGGUAAUAUUGUCAAAGAAUGCACCGAAAAAUCAGAGGAAUCCUUCAAUUCAUUGCGAGUUCACAUCCUGGAAACCAAAUGAUUCUUUUGUUCUUGCAUUCAUUUUACAGUAGAAAAUUGUACGGCUUCAACCAUACUGUUGUUUGCAUGAAGUAUAAUGUAUGUAUAGUAGAAGUUUUAGGUGAUAUCCACUCUUCAGGCAGUUGUGUUGCAAUAGACCAGAUAAUUUAUUGAUCCCCAUCUUGCGCUCUGCUGCUGCAGAAAGGCCAGCAGCCCCCAGAGAGUGUACUGGAGCUCUUUGUCCUUUCUCUGUCCUCACAUCUUUUCUUUCUUCAUCCUUUCUCUUUAUCACCUUCUUUUAAUCUUCUUUCAACCCCCUGACCACCUCCGAUCUACUCCCCUUGUUUCAUUUCCCCCAUCAUUUAUUCACUCUCUACCCCGCCCGAGCCCCCCCUCUUUUUCUGUGCAUCCCUCCAUCUAUCUCCUUUUUCUCCAUACAUAUGUUUAGCUUGUCUCUUUCCGUGUCGUCAACAAGGUGUCUGCCGUGCAGGACGAGCCGGGGGAAUGAGUGGGGCUCGCAGAAUGCAAGAAUUAAAAUACAUCAGGGAUGGAGCUACGUUGGUGAUUUCAUUGGAUGGUUUGGAUUGGCUUACUAAAAGGAGAUGCAGUGACAAAGGAAUCAAGAAAAGGUCAGAUGAUCCUGGCUGAUGAAGAGCUGCGGGCAAUCACCUGCAUCCUGGAGCAAAGAGGAAGGGCAGCCCCUCAGUUAUGGAGGAACAGCGACUGCAGAUCAAGCUUGGUAACGAGGCCUCCGGCCUUCUCUACCCCCCCUCAACAUUGUUGUGUUCCGGAGGAGCCCCCACAUCAUUCAACUCUCAAUUAUUUUGUCUCAGAGCGCCCAAAGGAGGCCCAGUGGACAAGACUUAUUUUAAAUAUGAAGGACAUUUUCAGUUUGAUCAAAAAAGAUGUAGACAUUAUGACUGAGCAGGACACUGUUACAACGGAUCUGGAAAACAGGUUGAUCAUUUUCUGUGAUGAGGACAUACCGCUACAACGUUUUGGUGACAUUUGCUACACUGAGGAUUGUGGGCCAUCUAAAGGGGACACUGGUUGGCAUAUCAGCGAUAACAUCUCCACUGCCCACGGUCCCAACACCAACAACCCUAAUGGCAAUCAACGUGAACUGGUUAUCAGUGACAGUUUUAACAACCUUAAAAUGCUUCAGAAAUCCUGUCAAAUCUAUGACGUGCCAGGAGUAUUAUGUGGGAGGGACACAAAUCUAAAAAAGAGGAAGAGUGUGUCCUUUAAUGAUGAUGUCAUUGUCUACCUGUUUGAUCAGGAGAGUCCCACCGUGGAGCCGCACUCUGAAACCUGCACAUCUCUGCCAGAUGUCGCGUUAGAAGACAGUGGCUUGGAGUGGGAGGACGACUUCUCAGCUUUGGAGAAGAACUGCCAUUUUCAGUGUGUCAGACACUCUCAGCAAUACCCCCGUUCCCUGGCGACACAGACCAGCACUGCUCUGUCCCGGCGUUUCUUUCUGUCCCAAACCUGCCUGUUCCUCACCCAUGUCACUGAGUCAGACCUUGAGCUGUGAGAUAAAGGCAAGACAGCCAGCCUUGGACCUAAUGGAAAAACUGACUAAUCGUCCAGAUCUCAUCCUCUUCACAUCUAACUAAUCUCCCCACCUCCCUCCUCUUUUAUGAUGAGUCAGGGAUUUUAAUGGCUUUUUUUUUUUCCUUCCCUCUCUGGUCCAAAUGGAUUCAAAGCACCUGCCGUUCAUGACAUCACAGCCACGCAGGACUGUGUGACAGUGCAUUCAGCUUUCACAGUUGUUUUGUAUGACAAGAUCACAGGCUAUGAUGUGUUACACAACCAGCUGAAAACCUCUUUGGAAGCUGCUUUUCAUGUCAUUGGAUCUGAGAUGUGAAAUGGAAACAUACAUGUUGUCAAUUCUAAUAAACUAAAUUUAAGAAAUUGUCAUCUUUGUCUGAAA
Etheostoma cragini (Arkansas darter) is the source of this 2718-nucleotide messenger RNA. RefSeq lists its product as uncharacterized. NCBI's taxonomy places the organism in Eukaryota, Metazoa, Chordata, Actinopteri, Perciformes, Percidae. The coding region runs from base 1360 to 2319 and encodes 319 amino acids. The record is from RefSeq and is a predicted model, not a curated record. The transcript has 6 exons.